Messenger RNA from Mangifera indica (mango), 632 nucleotides. RefSeq names its product alpha-(1,4)-fucosyltransferase-like. The transcript has a single exon. Bases 208 to 558 code for a protein of 116 amino acids. NCBI's taxonomy places the organism in Eukaryota, Viridiplantae, Streptophyta, Magnoliopsida, Sapindales, Anacardiaceae. The record is from RefSeq and is a predicted model, not a curated record. Gene Ontology annotation, molecular function: alpha-(1->3)-fucosyltransferase activity. Gene Ontology annotation, cellular component: membrane.
AAGGAUACACUUGUUUAUUGGUCUUCAUCACGCUGUCUUCCUCAAAGAAAUCGACUGGCCCAAAAUCUCCUGAGCUUGCUGCCUCACCAUUCGUUUGGCAAGUGCUUGAACAAUGUUGGUGGCCCAGACAUAGCCCUUUCUAUCUAUCCUGACUGCAACAAUGAUGCCAGCGUCAAGCCAAGAUGGUGGGAUCAUUUACAUUGUGCCAUGUCUCACUACAAAUUUGUACUAGCUAUCGAGAACACCAUGACAGAGAGUUAUGUGACAGAGAAACUGUUUUACGCUCUAGAUUCUGGUUCAAUUCCCAUCUAUUUCGGAGCCCCAAAUGUUUGGGAUUUUGUCCCACUGCACUCAAUAAUAGAUGGAACUGAAUUCAGAUCCUUAGAAUCAUUAGCUUCUUAUGUCAAGGGCCUAGCUAAUGACCCUGUGGCCUAUGCAAUGUACCAUGCUUGGAGAAGAUGUGGUGUCUUGGGUAAUUAUGGAAGACUCGUGCAGCAAGCCUCGAUACAUUGCCUUGCCAGCUGUGUGAGGCUGUUAGCAGAAAAGUUGGGAGAAUGAUUGUUAAUUUUGCCUAUUUUUAAUUUGUUUGGGUUUGCUUCUGAUGGUACAAUGAUUGUUGGUGGCAGGUGUCU